CCGCCGACGCCGCUGAUCGCAACGACAGAUCCAAGAUGUAUAAAGCCGUAGUUGCAGUCCUCCUCGUGGCAGUGGUCAUGAGCCUUCAGCAGACGGCUUCAGGGGAUACCCUAAAGCACUUCGAACGUGAGUUGGUGUCCGAGCUGGCGGCGCAGAUCCUGCGCGUGGCUCAGGGACCCUCGGCCUUCGUCGCGGGCCCUCAAAAGCGCAACUCGGAGCUGAUCAACUCCCUCCUGGGGAUCCCCAAGGUCAUGAACGACGCCGGAAGGAGAUAAACAGUGAGAGACCAUGGACAUUGCGUAGAAUAUUACAUCAGAAAACACUUUCAUCUUUUUUGUCUUAAUAAAAUAAAUGUUGCAGCUCUGG
Messenger RNA from Penaeus chinensis, 366 nucleotides. Its product is annotated as pigment-dispersing hormone type 1-like. The record is from RefSeq and is a predicted model, not a curated record. Gene Ontology annotation, biological process: response to light stimulus. Bases 36 to 275 code for a protein of 79 amino acids. Gene Ontology annotation, molecular function: hormone activity. The transcript has 4 exons. Gene Ontology annotation, cellular component: extracellular region. NCBI's taxonomy places the organism in Eukaryota, Metazoa, Arthropoda, Malacostraca, Decapoda, Penaeidae.